AUGCUCACAGAGGUAGAACAGGAAAUAAGGCGCAAGGUGGAGCGCGAGUUCAACAUCAUCCAAGGAGCUACUCAGCUCAAGAAGAAGACGGAUAAUGUGAUGGUAAUUCAAAAGUGUAAUACUAAUAUUCGAGAAGCGCAGCAAAAUAUCCAUUACCUGGAGGAAACGCUGAAAAAACUGCAAUUGAAGAGCAGUAGCGACACAAGAAUUGCUACAGAAACACCGGCCAAUCAAGCUUAUGGUCAAUUAUCUACCAUUGCACCAGACGAACACAUUUUUUCACGUUUGGAUCUGAUGAAGUAUGAUUGUCCGUCGCUUUCUCAGCGAAUUCAGUACAUGUUGCAACAGUUGGAGUUUAAGCUACAAGUAGAAGAACAGUAUCAAGAGGCCAAUGACAAGCUCACCAAGCUCUAUCAAAUUGAUGGAGACCGCCGCAGCAGCUCUGCAGCAGAGGGUGGCUCUAAGGAGUCCAAACUGAGGAUUAAUCUGCUGAAAAAGUCUCUCAAAAAAUAUCAAGCAAUCAACGUGGACUUAGAUCAGUUCAAACAUGCAGCUGAUCAACUACAGGUUUCUCAGCCCAAGUUUAGGCGGAACCAGCUCACUGGAACACUGACAAUUGCGAUCAAUGCCAUUCGUGAUGUAGAUCAUGUCCAAUCCCCCAUGUUCUCGCGCAAGCCUGAUACUUUUGUAACUAUCAAGAUUGAUGACACACUACAAGCCAGAACCCGUGUUUCGCGGACUGAUAGGUGGCAAGAUGAAUUCAAUAUUGCUGUUGGAAAGGGCAAUGAAAUCGAAAUUACCGUUUACGACAGAGUGAAUGAUCAGACUGUACCUGUAGCGCAAAUGUGGUUACUUCUUUCCGAUAUCGCAGAAGAGAUACGUAAAAAGAAGGCUGGGCAAACAGGCCAGAUUGAUUGGAGUCAUGCAGCGAGGGUUACGAGCCCUCCCCUGGGCACGGAAUCAGGACACAUUACCAACGACGCCGCAAAGGGACAUGUCACUGACACAUCUAAUGAUGGCUCUCCAUUAAAACCAGUUUCCACAAGCUUGUGGUUUGUGCUCGAACCUGCUGGCCAGAUUUUAGUGAAUCUUGGUUUUAGCAAAUCGAGCGCACCUACGAACAAGCACUUAACUGGAGGUUUGCAUAGGCAUGGAGCCAUCAUUAAUCGAAAAGAAGAAGUUUAUGAGCAACAUGGUCAUCAUUUUGUCCACAAAUCGUUUUACAAUAUUAUGCGAUGCGCGUAUUGCGGAGACUUCUUGCGGUACUCUGGCUACCAAUGUCAAGAUUGUAAGUUUCUCUGUCAUCGCAAGUGCUACAAGCAUGUUGUAACUAAAUGUAUCGCAAAAGCUAGCUCCGACGCAGAUUCUGAGGAGCCCCAGCUUAAUCACUGUAUUCCACACAGAUUUGAGCCUGUUUCAAAUAGAGGCACAAAAUGGUGCUGUCACUGUGGAUACAUCCUUCCUUGGGGUAAGAAACACCUACGAAAAUGCUCCGAGUGUGGCAUUAUGUGCCACACCCAAUGCGCCCAUCUUGUUCCAGAUUUUUGUGGCAUGUCCAUGGACAUGGCAAAUCAAAUACUGACUGCUAUCCAAGAUACCCGGAAGUCACAACAGGAGAAAAUCCGAUUGCAGGCGAAAGUUACUCCUGAACUAAUUAAUCAAAAGCUAGGGCGUGAGGGCGGCAGUCCUAGUAAAGCAACACUAAUCUCGGAGAGGGGCAAGCCACUACCGCUAUCGCCAACGCACACCGACUUUGCUAAUAUUAUUGCGAGAGAUAGACCGACAGAAUUGACAGACAAGGAAAGGUUCAAUUUAGAGCCUACAGAGGUUUACAAGGCACAGGAAGUGAAAGCAAUUGUACCAGAAGGACAUAGGGAUAAAUUGCGGAACAGCAGACUGAAUAAUUUCAUCGAGGAGAAUACCGAUUACAAGGCAUUUACCGACGGCGCUCACCAUGCUCAAUCCGCCGAGCCUGACGAAGGUGGUCGAACCUUAGAUCCGGCGUACGCUUAUGAUAUCGUCGAAGGUAAGCUUAAGCUACCAAUUGGUGACGACAGCCAUCUCGGUUGGGGUGAUCGAACAAAAGAAGAGCAAGAGUACCUAAAUCACACAUCUCCCUCACUUGAUACACCUCACGACGUGCGCGACGUUACGAUAAUGGACCUAGACACAAAGGGCCCUCAGUAUGGAAAAAUCGAAAGCCUUCGCAACAACUCUCAUGGUCCAUUGUCAUCAACCUUACAGCCUCAAGUGGAUUCGUUUACUUUACCACAUGCUAAUCAGCAGGCCAUUAUACAGGAAGAUUCAUUGGCUCUGCAAAUUGAAAAGCCAUUAGUAUCUGCCGAUGAAUCGGAAGCCCAACACCCGUCCGAAACUCUUCCCGCAUCCCGCUCUCCCCAGCAUCCUCAUACAACUGGUAAGCAUAAGAAGCGAACCCCCAAGCGUCGGAAGAUUUCUUUGGAUGAUUUUGUCCUUUUGAAGGUAUUAGGAAAGGGGAACUUCGGGAAAGUGUUACUCGCCAAAUCAAAGAACAACGAACGCUUGUGUGCCAUCAAGGUUUUGAAAAAGGACCACAUUAUAAAAAAUCACGAUAUCGAGAGCGCUCGCGCUGAAAAGAAGGUCUUUUUGCUGGCUACCAAGGCCAAGCACCCAUUUUUGACGAACCUUUAUUGCUCGUUUCAAACUGAAAAUCGUAUUUAUUUCGCAAUGGAGUUUAUUGGCGGUGGCGAUCUAAUGUGGCAUGUUCAAAAUCAAAGAUUAUCUGUAAGAAGAGCAAAAUUCUACGCUGCUGAAGUGCUUUUGGCCUUGAAGUAUUUCCACGAUAAUGGUGUCAUCUAUCGAGAUUUGAAACUUGAAAAUAUUCUAUUAACCCCGGAAGGUCAUAUCAAGAUUGCUGAUUAUGGGUUGUGCAAGGAUGAGAUGUGGUUUGGAAAUAAAACUUCGACAUUUUGCGGCACACCCGAAUUUAUGGCCCCAGAGAUUUUGAAAGAGCAAGAAUAUACUAAGGCAGUUGAUUGGUGGGCUUUUGGCGUAUUAUUGUAUCAGAUGUUACUUUGCCAAUCUCCUUUCUCCGGUGACGACGAGGACGAAGUAUUCAAUGCCAUUUUGACUGACGAACCACUAUAUCCAAUUGACAUGGCCGGAGACAUAGUUCAAAUUUUCCAAGGUCUACUGACAAAAGAUCCCGAGAGGCGCUUAGGUGCUGGUCCUCGAGACGCUGCGGAAGUCAUGGCCGAACCGUUUUUCAGGAAUAUCAAUUUCGAUGACAUAAUUAACCAAAGAGUUCAGCCUCCAUACAUUCCCGAAAUCAAAGCUGCUGAUGACACUUCUUACUUUGAGAAGGAAUUUACAUCAGCCCCUCCAACCUUGACACCAUUACCUUCGGUUUUGAGCUCUAACUUGCAAGAAGAAUUCCGAGGGUUUUCGUUCAUGCCCGAAGACUUGCUUCUGUAA
Molecule: messenger RNA, 3453 nt
Organism: Lachancea dasiensis
Lineage: Eukaryota; Fungi; Ascomycota; Saccharomycetes; Saccharomycetales; Saccharomycetaceae
Source: the annotation of a GenBank genome assembly